Messenger RNA from Hevea brasiliensis (rubber tree), 3248 nucleotides. Its product is annotated as putative GTP diphosphokinase RSH1, chloroplastic. Gene Ontology annotation, biological process: guanosine tetraphosphate metabolic process. The transcript is spliced from 24 exons. The coding region runs from base 276 to 2933 and encodes 885 amino acids. The record is from RefSeq and is a predicted model, not a curated record. Lineage: Eukaryota; Viridiplantae; Streptophyta; Magnoliopsida; Malpighiales; Euphorbiaceae.
UCUCUCUCUCUCUCUCUCUCUAUAGAUUAUCACUUCAGCUCCGUCGUUCAAAUCCAUCGCUUAUUUGUUAUGCUUUUCAACUCACCAAAGGAGUCUUAACAGAUUCUUAGUUCAGCAGCCACUUCUCUCUCUUUCUCUCUCUGGUAAAUUCGAGUAAAUGAGUUGCUGAUUCGUGUUUUCCAACUUUACGUUUCUUGAUUUCCGUGUUCGUAUCGUCUUCAAUGCUUCAAGUUUAAUUAAAUGAGAUUGCUUUGCUCUGAUGCUUCCCUCUAGAAAUGGCUUCUGCCUCUUCAUUGUCAGUAUCCUUAGAAUACGUGAACAUAUGUAAAUUAUCCAAUGGAGAAGAUAGCGGGAGAUAUGACUGUAGCGUGCCGUCUUGUGCGUGGAAAGCUCGUAGAAUCUUGGCAGGGUUUCUUGCAAGCACUGUGCAUCCUCCCCAGUGUUCGUCAUUCUCAUGUGGGCGAAAUGGAAGAAGUAAUCAAUUCAAAACUAAAUGUGAAGUCCUUGAUAUAGGAAGCUGUUAUUCUAUUGAAGCUUUUGGAUCUGCAUUUGUUGGGAGACUCUUUAAACCUGGAAUUCUUCAUUUUGCUGAUCAAAGAUGGCAGUUGUUUUGUUCUUCAUCCAUUUCCUCAGGUGCCUUCAAUGAGGUUUCUCCUGAAUCACUAUGGGAGGAUCUUAAGCCUACUGUUUCAUACCUUUCACCAAAAGAAUUGGAAUUGGUCCAGAAUGCUCUUAAGCUGGCUUUUGAGGCUCAUGAUGGUCAGAAAAGACGCAGCGGGGAGCCAUUCAUCAUUCAUCCAGUAGAAGUUGCGCGCAUUCUAGGAGAACUUGAAUUGGAUUGGGAGUCCAUUGCUGCUGGAUUACUGCAUGACACUGUUGAAGAUACAAAUGUUGUUACUUUUGAAAGAAUUGAGGAGGAAUUUGGUCCCACUGUACGGCACAUUGUAGAAGGGGAGACUAAGGUAUCCAAAUUGGGAAAAUUAAAGCGUAAGAAUGAAAGUGAUUCAGUACAAGAUGUAAAAGCUGAUGACCUACGGCAGAUGUUUCUUGCCAUGACAGAGGAGGUCCGUGUAAUUAUUGUCAAAUUAGCUGACAGGUUACAUAACAUGCGCACUCUUUCGCAUAUGCCUCCACGUAAGCAGUCCAGCAUUGCAAUGGAAACACUUCAGGUCUUUGCUCCUCUUUCAAAACUGCUAGGAAUGUAUCAAAUAAAGUCUGAGCUUGAAAAUCUUUCAUUCAUGUAUACAAAUCCUGAGGCUUAUGCUAAGGUCAAGAUGAGAGUUGCAGACCUCUAUAAAGAACAUGAGAAAGAGCUCAUGGAGGCAAACAAAAUUUUGAAGAAAAAGAUAUUGGAUGAUCAGUUCCUUGACCUUAUGACUGUGAAGACUGAAGUUCGCUCUGCAUGUAAGGAGCCUUACAGUCUUUACAAAGCGGUACUUAAAUCUAAAGGUUCGAUCAGUGAAGUUAACCAAAUUGCACAGCUGCGAAUUAUCAUAAAGCCAAAGCCGUGUAUUGGAGUUGGGCCUCUGUGCAAUCCACAGCAGAUAUGCUACCAUGUCCUUGGCUUAGUCCACGGAAUCUGGACCCCUAUUCCUAGAGCUAUGAAAGACUAUAUUGCAACCCCAAAGCCUAAUGGUUAUCAAAGUCUUCAUACAACUGUAAUUCCAUUUCUGUAUGAAAGCAUGCUUCGACUGGAGGUUCAGAUUAGAACUGAAGAGAUGGAUCUGAUAGCGGAGAGAGGCAUUGCUGCUCAUUAUAGUGGGAGAGUAUUUGUUACAGGUUUAGUUGGACAUGCACUGCCUAAUGGUAGAAGUUCAAGAGGGAAGACAGUGUGUCUUAACAAUGCAAACAUUGCACUCAGGAUUGGCUGGCUCAAUGCAAUUAGAGAAUGGCAAGAGGAAUUUGUUGGCAAUAUGAGCUCCAGAGAAUUUGUAGAUACCAUCACUAGAGAUCUGUUAGGAAGUUGUGUCUUUGUUUUUACACCUAAGGGAGAGAUAAAAAAUUUGCCAAAGGGAGCAACUGUGGUCGACUAUGCUUACAUGAUACACACUGAAAUUGGCAACAAGAUGGUGGCUGCAAAGGUUAAUGGUAAUCUUGUUUCUCCUGUGCAUGUACUUGCCAAUGCAGAAGUCAUCGAGAUAAUCACCUACAAUGCACUUUCUAGCAAAUCAGCUUUUCAGAGGCACAAGCAAUGGCUGCAACAUGCUAAAACACGUAGUGCCAGACACAAAAUUGUGAAAUUCUUAAGGGAGCAAGCUGCACUAUCUGCUGCCGAAAUAACAGCAGAUACAAUAAAUGACUUUAUAGCUGAUUCUGAGGAGGAGAGUGAAGUAGAAGAACUCUCAGAUAAUGCCGAAUGGAAUAGAACCCUGUGGGAGAAAAUGUUUAGGAAAGUUGUGAAGUCAUCUCAAAGGAAAUAUUUUGAAGAUCUGCCCAUGCCUUCUAAAAAUGGAAGUGUUUGGGUCCCCAAGGUAAAUGGGAAACAUAAUAAGCAUUUGCAACAUGUGAAUUUGGAGGCCAAGGAGGAGUUGUUAUCACAGGGAAAUGGUUUUGCCAAAAUGAUGCAGUCAAAUAUUCCAAUGCACAAGGAAGUCUUGCCUGGUUUAGAAAGUUGGCAUGCCAGCAAGGUUGCCUCUUGGCACAGAAUUGAAGGGCACUCAGUCCAGUGGUUUUGUGUGGUAUGCAUAGAUCGAAGAGGCAUAAUGGCUGAGGUUACAACAGCAUUGGCAGCUGUAGGUAUAGCUAUAUGUUCCUGUGUGGCUGAAAUUGAUAGAGGAAGGGGGAUGUCCGUGAUGUUAUUUCAUAUUGAAGGGAACCCUGAUAGUUUGGUAAAGGCCUGCUCAAGUGUGGAUCUGAUUUUCGGUGUUUUGGGAUGGUCUAUGGGUUGCAGCUGGCCAAGCUCAAUGGAAAACCCCCAAUUUCUUGAAUGCUAAUUUAUCAGUUGACCAAAUGAGUUUACCUGGUUGUUGCACGCUUGGGUAAGAAGUUUUGCCCCUCCAGAAAAACAAGUCUGGUGUUCUUACAUUUUGGAUAAUAAGCUCAAUAGUUUCAUCUAUUUGUUGGACAACAAUAACAAAAUAAACCAGCAACAGAAAAUUGAGCCAAUUCUGUCUCUGGAAAUUCAGGUCAUUGUAUAUAGAGAAAAAGGAGUGAUAGUGUAUACACAUGUAAAAAUACUUGUGAAAAGAGAAUGGUGAAACACUUACAAAAGGGUUGUGAGAAACCUUGCCAUAUAGAUAUUCUUUUUU